GUGCUCGAGAGCUGGCGGGGGGGCAGGCUCCAGGCCUGGCAUCCCGGUAGCUGCCGCUGUCUUUUCCGGCACCCGCGCCCCCUCUUCGCCUAGCGGACCCCCGGCCCUUGGGGCGCCCCCUCCCCGGGCGGCUGCGUCUUCGGGGGCUCGCACCCAGGCCGCACACCCUCAGUCUGCACCCCACCAUGGCCAGCGAGAACUCUCCCCUGCUGGCCUACCGGCUCCUGGGGGAGGAGGGGGUAUCCUUCCCGCCCAAUGGGGCUGGGGGACCUGGGGGGUCGCCCGCCCGCAGGCUCUCCACCUUCCUAGGGGUGGUGGUGCCCACCGUUCUGUCCAUGUUCGGCAUUGUGGUCUUCAUGAGAAUUGGCUUCGUGGUGGGCCACGCUGGGCUGCUGCAGGCCCUGGCCAUGCUCCUGGUGGCCUACUUCAUCCUGGCCCUCACCGUCCUCUCUGUCUGUGCCAUCGCCACCAACGGGGCUGUGAGGGGGGGCGGUGCCUACUUCAUGAUCAGCCGCACUCUGGGUCCUGAGGUGGGCGGCAGCAUCGGCCUCAUGUUCUACCUGGCUAACGUGUGUGGCUGUGCUGUGUGCCUGCUAGGGCUGGUGGAGGCUGUGCUCGAUGACUUCGGGGCAGAUGCCUCGGGUGCCAGUGGGCUCCGGGUGCUGCCCCAAGGCUACGGCUGGAGUCUGCUCUACGGUUCCCUGCUGCUGGGGCUGGUGGGCGGCGUGUGCACGCUGGGGGCCGGCCUCUAUGCCCGCGCCUCCUUCCUCACCUUCCUGCUGGUGUCUGGCUCCCUGGCCUCCGUGCUGGUCAGCUUUGUGGCCGUGGGGCCCCGGGACAUCCCCCUGACCCCCCGGCCCGGCCCCAAUGGCUCCUCCCUGCCACUCCAGUUCGGCCACUUCACUGGCUUCAAUAGCAGCACCCUCAAGGCCAACUUGGGCGCGGGCUAUGCCAAGGACUACACCACGGGCACCCUGAUGACCUUCGCUAGCGUCUUCGCGGUCCUCUUCAAUGGCUGCACAGGCAUCAUGGCUGGUGCCAACAUGUCAGGGGAGCUGAAGGACCCCAGCCGUGCCAUCCCCCUGGGCACCAUCGUGGCUGUGGCCUAUACCUUCUUCAUCUACAUCCUGCUCUUCUUUCUCUCCAGCUUCACCUGCGACAGGACGCUGCUGCAGGAGGACUAUAGCUUCUUCCGCUCCAUCAGCCUGUGGCCCCCACUGGUCCUCAUCGGUGUCUACGCCACCUCGCUCUCCGCCUCCAUGAGCUCCCUCAUCGGAGCCUCUCGCAUCCUUCAUGCUCUGGCCCAGGACGACCUCUUUGGAGUGGUCCUGGCUCCGGCCAAAGUGGUGACCCGUGGUGGGAACCCCUGGGGGGCCGUGCUGUACUCUUGGGGCCUCGUACAGCUGGUGCUGCUGGCUGGGAAGCUGAACACACUGGCAGCCGUGGUCACUGUCUUCUACCUGGUGGCCUAUGCCGCUGUGGACCUGUCCUGCCUGAGCCUGGAGUGGGCCUCGGCCCCCAACUUCCGCCCCACCUUCAGCCUGUUCUCCUGGCACACCUGCCUGCUGGGCGUCGCUUCUUGCCUGCUCAUGAUGUUCCUGAUCAGCCCGGGGGCGGCCGGUGGCUCCCUACUGCUCAUGGCGCUGCUCUCCGCCCUGCUCACCGCCCGUGGUGGGCCCAGCAGCUGGGGCUACGUCAGCCAGGCCCUGCUUUUCCACCAGGUGCGGAAGUACCUGCUCCGGCUGGACGUGCGCAAGGAGCACGUGAAGUUCUGGCGGCCACAGCUGCUGCUGCUGGUGGGGAACCCGCGGGGAGCCCUGCCCCUGCUGCGCCUGGCCAACCAGCUCAAGAAGGGGGGCCUGUAUGUGCUGGGCCACGUCACCCUGGGGGACCUCGACUGCCUGCCUUCGGACCCCGUGCAGCCGCAGUACGGGGCGUGGCUGAGCCUGGUGGACCGCGCCCAGGUCAAGGCCUUCGUGGACCUCACGCUGUCGCUGUCGGUGCGCCAGGGGGCUCAGCACCUGCUGCGGAUCUCGGGCCUCGGUGGCAUGAAGCCCAACACACUGGUCCUGGGCUUCUACGAUGACACGCCCCCCCAGGACCACUUCCUGACGGACCCUGCUUUCUGCGAGCAGGCUGAUGCCCCCUCAGAAGGCGGAGCCCCCGCCCUCAGCACCCUGUUCCCCCCUCCCCGGGCCCCGGGGAGUCCCCGGGCACUGAGCCCCCAGGACUACGUGGCCACGGUGGUGGACGCCCUGAAGAUGAACAAGAACGUGGUCCUGGCCCGGGGCUGUGGGGCGUUGCCCCCCGAGAGACUGAGCCGGGCAGCCGGGGGCUCCCUGAGGCCGCACCACAUGGACGUGUGGCCCCUGAACCUGCUGCGACCUCGGGGUGGGCCCGGCUACGUGGACGUGUGUGGCCUCUUCCUGCUGCAGAUGGCUACCAUCCUGGGCAUGGUUCCCGCCUGGCACAGCGCCCGUUUGCGCAUCUUCCUGUGCCUGGGCCCCCGAGAGGCGCCCGGAGCAGCUGAGGGCCGUCUGCGGGCCCUGCUCAGCCAGCUGCGCAUCCGGGCCGAAGUGCAUGAGGUGCCUUGGGGCCAGGGCGCCGCGGAGCCCACCCAGGAGGAGGAGGAGGAGGAGGAAGGGGACUUUGUGAACAGCAGCCUUGGGGAUGCAGAGGCCGAGGCCCUGGCUGGCAGCGCCAACGCCCUGGUCCGGGCCCAGCAGGGGCGAGGCCAGAUGGGCAGCCCAGGGGGACCAGAGCGUGGGGAAGCCCCCACAGGACCCACAACGGCCCUCACUUUCCUCUACCUGCCUCGGCCUCCUGCUGACCCGGCCCGCUACCCCCGCUACCUGGGGCUGCUGGAGACUCUCACCCGGGAUCUGGGGCCCACGCUGCUUGUGCAUGGGGUCACUCCUGUCACCUGCACUGACAUCUGAGGCCCAGACACUCCAAGAGCCCCUGGAGGUGGGAGGGAAGAGGAGGAGGGAGUGAAGGAGGAAGAGAAAGAAGAGGAGGAGGAGGAGGAGGGAGGAACUAUGGCCACCUCCCUGCCCCACGUGGGCCACAGGCUGUCAGGAGACCAGGCCCACUCCCUCUCCUGAGUCUCCAGGAGGGCCCCCCCCAUGCACUAAAGUGGGGCUCAGGGGAUCCUUCCCUUCACUGGUGCCUUCACGGGGGGGCUGGGUCUCUGCCCGUGCCCCUAGGCUACCUCAGUCUCCCUCCUCGCCGAGACGCCCCCCAAGUAGACUCGAUGACUGCCCCCCACAAGUUCUGAUGUUUUUUUGUUCAUGUUCUGUUUUUAUUUUUCUAACUGCUGAUCCUGAAUAAUAAUAAUAAAGACCAAAACCACCCCCA
This is a messenger RNA of Erinaceus europaeus (western European hedgehog), 3357 nucleotides long. It is a transcript of the gene SLC12A9, whose product is annotated as solute carrier family 12 member 9. Gene Ontology annotation, molecular function: potassium:chloride symporter activity. The transcript is spliced from 14 exons. Lineage: Eukaryota; Metazoa; Chordata; Mammalia; Eulipotyphla; Erinaceidae. Gene Ontology annotation, biological process: potassium ion import across plasma membrane; potassium ion homeostasis; chloride ion homeostasis. The record is from RefSeq and is a predicted model, not a curated record. Gene Ontology annotation, cellular component: membrane. Bases 186 to 2939 code for a protein of 917 amino acids.